CGCCCCGCCCCAUGCUGGACUAGGUCGGUCGUGCGACCCGGGAGCCCGACGUUUCCUUCUUUCCGAGCCAAGUCCCCGCCCCGCGCUGUCGGGGCAAUGGCCAGCCGGCUCUGUCCCCGCCCCUGCGCCCUUCCUUCCUGACUACAGGGUUCUAGUUGUCCCGGCGGUCCGCAGGUCACCGGGUCGUGGCUGCCCGAGUCCAUUCUUCAGGAGGCAGAGCCUUCACUCUCUUCAGAACCUGAGCAGAGACGAUGUCUGCUGAGGACAGGACCUAUCAGUAUAUCCGCCACAAUCAUAGACAUUUUUUCCAUGUUGAUGUUCUCGAGAUUCUGCCUUACUUGUCCUGCCUCACGCCAAGUGACCAGGAUCGGCUGCGGGCCUACUACACAUCCAGAGGAAACCGGGACACUCUCUGGGACCUCUUCAACUGCCUGAAGCGGCGAAGUGGCUGGGUGGAUUCCCUUAUCGCGGCACUGAGGGCCUGUGAGCUGGCUGGUCUCGCCGAAGAAGUGGCCCGUGUCUACAGGAGUAACCUGCCCCGGACCACAGCCCCACUGGAGCAACAUUCAGUCCCCACUGAGGUUCCAGGGCCUGCUGCGGCCCCCAGCGCCCCCUACAACGGCUACAGAGAGGAUGACCCAAGUUAUCCCAUACCUGUCCAGGACACCCGGCCACCAGAAUUCCAGGGGGAGAGAUCAGAGGAAGCCCUGCAGACACCCAGCUCUGGGGCUGUCCCGAGGAGGCCAGGUGGGCCCCAGGGGCCCUCCUCUGACCUGGCGGCCCUCAACCCUCUGGCCUCCAGCAGGCAUCAGGAGCAGGACACAGACCUGGGCAGUACCCACACUGCAGGUGAGGUCUCCAGCCCCACGUUACCCCGUGGGCCUGUGUCUCCAUCCGUCUCCUUCCAGCCCCUAGCUCGCUCCACCCCCAGGGCAAGCCGCUUGCCUGGGCCCGCACUGUCAGCUCCGUCCACUGGUACCUCCUCCUCUUCCACACCCACUGGCUUGGCUUUUGCAGGAGGUGCUGGUGACCAGGCCACGGUUACCAUCCGCUCCAGUGAGAUAAGGGUGCCCACCAACCCUAUGACCAUCAGCACAGCACCCACCGAAGUGCCCACCAACUCAGCACCCACCAGUACAGCACCCUCCAAGUUGGCCAUGAUGCCUGCAAACACAGUGCCCUCCAAAGUGCCUGCCAACCCAGCCUUUGCCAGCACAGUGCCCUCCAAGUUGCCCACCAGUUUAAAGCCCCCUGGUACGAUGUCUUCUAACAUGCUCCCGUCCAAGUUGCCCACCAACUCAAUGCGUGUUGGUGCAGUGCCAUCCAAAGUGUCUGCUGGCUUGGAGUCUGACCCUAGGAUGCCCACUAGUGUGGUGCCCAACAAGGUGCCCACCAGCACAGUGUCCACCAGCAAGAGCAGCAGCAGACCAGAGGAGACCCCAGCGGCUCCAGCACCUGCAGGCCCUGAAGGCAGCUCUCCCUGGCCAGACAGCAGUUUGGAGACCUUGGGCCCAGGGCCAGAGCUGAGCAAGCCAGGGGAGCUAUUAUCCCGGGUAGACAGCCAGCCAUUCUCGGGCUCCUCCGAGGACCUAGCCAUCAGCCGCAGCUACUCCCAGGACAAGGGGCCCAGCAACAUCCCAGAAGAGGACGAGUAUGUGUCCGAGUUCAUGAACUCCUUUGAGAUCCAUGUGACCGAGCGCCCCAGUGCUGACCUCCUGGAUGGCAGCCCCGAACCUCGUGCCGCCCCACAGCCCCCAAUGCGGGAGGAGCUGUGUGUCGGGGAGGUCUCCUGGCUCGGGGUAGCUGCAGCUGGGGUACUCCUGGCCACGAUCCUGACUGUGCUAUACCGGCGGCGCCUACUGCAUUGAAGCCUCCUGGGCCCUCUCCACCACACAUCUGCUCCCUUUCCAGCAGUACACUGGCCUCUCUCUUGGGAUCAGGGCUGUCCAACCCCCUUGUCCCUUUGGCCCUGCCAGGGCGGGUAGGAGAAUCUGAGGGGAAGGAAAGGCCCUGUGGGUGGGAGGCAAGGUUUGCAUCCCAGCUGGUGCUCUAUGUGGGUCCUGCACCAUCCUUGGCUUUCUGGGCCCUGGGCUGCCCCUUGCACCCUAGACCUGCCCACCCUGCAGUUGGGCCUCGCCCGAGUUCUCUGGAGGAGGUGCCUUGUCCAGGCCUCAUCCCUGUUUGUCCAAGCCCAUGGGGCAGGAGAUCCAUCACCCCCUGUCCUGCCAUUGUCCCCAGGAGGCUGAGGGCAGGUACGUGGGAUGGGGACACACAGGGGGCCUGAGGCUGUGCACUGGAGUGAGUGGGAGGGCCAGAGUGGCAGAUCUGCAACUGGGCUGCUUCAGGUCCCCCGUGGCUCCCAGUCUCCACCAGGUCACCUGGGGAGGUUCAGAGGUUGCCUGGAACCACAGAGGCAGCUACCAGGCCUGAGAGCUACCUCCCUGAGUCUGUCUCCAGUCCUCACCUCCAUAUCCAACCUUCUCACCCUCUUCCUCCUCUGUUCCUCGCUCCUGGCCUCCAUUGUUCUCUUCAGCUCCCUACAAGAGCUGGGAAGGGGGUGCCUGGCAGGGCAGAAGUUUGGAUUUUAAUUCUGCCCCUUCCUGGGCUGUGUGGCCCUGGCAGUUUAUCCAACUUCUCUGGUUUUGCCUCCUGAAGUGCACAGUGAGUAUCAUGGUUGUUCCUUCUCUGGGUGCUUCUGAAAUUGAACCAGACACUGUUUGCUAAGCACCUGGUCUGGAAGGGCUGGCCACCUUUCCCUGGCAGCCAGGCAGAGAUGGUGCACACGGUACAGGGCACACAGUGGGUUUAGGGCAGCCUAGGCUUCAUCCCCCUCGGCCUCCCACUAGCUUUGUGAUCUUGGGCAAGAUAUUAACCUCUCUGUGCCUCAGUUUUCUCACCUGUAAAAUGGGAUGGAUAGUAGUAUGUAUGUGCAUAUAUACAUAUAUGUAUAUAUCGUAGCGUUGUGAGGAUUAAAUGAAUUUGUGUAAA
Messenger RNA from Loxodonta africana (African savanna elephant), 2988 nucleotides. It is a transcript of the gene MAVS, whose product is annotated as mitochondrial antiviral signaling protein. The record is from RefSeq and is a predicted model, not a curated record. The transcript is spliced from 7 exons. The coding region runs from base 252 to 1868 and encodes 538 amino acids. NCBI's taxonomy places the organism in Eukaryota, Metazoa, Chordata, Mammalia, Proboscidea, Elephantidae.